Pseudozyma flocculosa PF-1 is the source of this 507-nucleotide messenger RNA. RefSeq lists its product as uncharacterized. Lineage: Eukaryota; Fungi; Basidiomycota; Ustilaginomycetes; Ustilaginales; Ustilaginaceae. The transcript is spliced from 2 exons. The record is from RefSeq and is a predicted model, not a curated record. The coding region runs from base 1 to 507 and encodes 168 amino acids.
AUGCCGACUGGCACUGCCGGCUCGCAAUCGCAGCCAGCGUGCCAAACCGGCCAGGCGACUUGGAACCCAGAGCCCAUCGGCACAUUCGACGGCCACGAAGCAUCCCGAGGCCCUCCUCUAGGCGGCAACGAAGCGACGAGCGACGCCGAUGCCGAGCACGAGGUCGUCGACGAUGACGAUGCUAUCCACCUCGUGCCGUACCCUGGGCAGGCGGGCCACGACACGUCGGUCGACCAGCCAUCGGAAGCGCUACAGGCCGUGCAGCAGCAGACGCUCGUACUCUCUCAGCAGCCUUCCACGCCCCAGCGGCAGCCGCUGGUGCCUCUCGCCAACCUGGUCGGCACUCCAGAUCAGCCGCGCGGCUUGACUCGCUCGAGAUGGGAGGUCGCUCUCGCCGCAGGCCUACCUAGAAGCCGCGCAGCGCACAGGCUCGUUGGCACCGUCGUCAAACGGCCAGCGCACGGCUUCCAUCAGGAGCGAGGCACUGCGGUGGCGAGCUUCGGAUGA